AUUCAAUUAAAAUUUUUAGUAAAUUCUGGCAUCUAUUUCAAUCAUAUAAAAUAAUCCAUUAAUAGGUGAAAAGUUUUUCACCUAUUUUAUUCCUGAUAAGAAAAACUUUCAUAUUUCAAAAUAAAUGGAAUAGAACAAUUUUUUUUUGCGUAAAUAAUUUUUAAUCAUAUCUAUUUUUAAAUGCCGUCAACUGAAUCUUGUCAACCCCCGGAUGGCUGCGAUCAGGAUGAGAACCUUAGUUGUUGUGAACCAGCAAGAAACACAAGGUCAAACUAUUGCCCGCCACCGAAUCGACGACGAAGAGCGUGUCCAGCGAAUGAACGGGGCGGUAAUCGUACACUUUGUCAAAUAGUGGAACGAUAUCUCAAAGAUCCAUUUAUAGUGUUUUUCCUUGCAGUUAUAGGAAUUAAAAUAUGUAAUUUUUGUUGCACCAGACUAGAAUGGAGAAAGAAAUAAACAAAACAAAAAUUAAAUUUUAGGUUAUCAUUAUGCCUCACAACUAGAAUGGAAAAAGGCACCAGAGCCGCCAAUUGCGCCUCCUGCUACUAAAUAGGGCCGAUGAACGAACGAACAUGGGCGGAAAUGGAUUUAAGGAAUUCAGACAACAUCAACACAAGUCUUUGGAAAUGUUUGUAUUUCAUUUCAGGAAUAAAAAUAAGCAAACAACAAAAUUUUCUCCAAUUAUAUAAAAUGAAUUUU
Messenger RNA from Chrysoperla carnea, 699 nucleotides. RefSeq lists its product as uncharacterized. Bases 181 to 456 code for a protein of 91 amino acids. The record is from RefSeq and is a predicted model, not a curated record. Lineage: Eukaryota; Metazoa; Arthropoda; Insecta; Neuroptera; Chrysopidae. The transcript has 3 exons.